GCGUUGGGGGAGAUGCUGAUCCCGCACUACUCUGGCCGCGUCGUCGACAUCCUGGGGGGUGAUUUCGACCCCGAUGCCUUUGCCAGCGCCAUCUUCCUCAUGUGCCUGUUCUCCGUUGGGAGCUCACUGUCCGGAGGCUGCCGAGGAGGCUUGUUUACCCUCAUCAUGUCCAGAAUCAACCUGAGGAUCCGUGAGAAGCUUUUCUCCUCCCUGCUGCGUCAGGACCUCGGCUUCUUCCAGGAGACGAAGACAGGGGAGCUGCACUCGCGGCUGAGCUCGGACACCACCCUCAUGAGCUCCUGGCUUCCUUUAAACGCCAACGUCUUCCUCCGGAGCCUGGUGAAAGCGUUGGGGCUGUACAGCUUCAUGUUCAGCGUGUCGCCGCGCCUCACCCUGCUGUCUCUGCUCCACCUGCCCAUGAAGCUGACCGCUGAUAAGGUGUACAGCGCCCGCCGGCAGGCCUUGCUUCUGGAGAUCCAGGACGCAGUGGCGAAGGCAGGGCAGGUGGUGCGGGAGGCGGUUGGAGGGCUGCAGACCGUGCGCAGUUUCGGGGCGGAGGAGCUGGAGGUCUGGCGCUACAAGGAGGCCCUGGAGCGGUGCCGGCAGCUGUGGUGGCGUCGAGACCUGGAAAAGGGCCUGUACGACCUGGUCGGGAAGCUGCUGCACCUGGGCGCGCAGGUGCUGAUGCUGCACAGUGGGCUGCAGCAGAUCGAGGCCGGCGAGAUCACCCGCGGCGCGCUGCUGUCCUUUCUGCUCUACCAGGAGGACGUGGGGCACCAUGUGCACGCCUUGGUGUACAUGUACGGGGACAUGCUGAGCAACGUGGGAGCUGCUGAGAAGGUGUUCUCCUACCUGGACAGAGAGCCCCGCCUGCCCCAGCCUGGGACCCUGGCCCCUGCCUCCGUGCACGGGCUUGUGGAAUUCCGAGACGUCUCCUUUGCAUAUCCCAAUCGCCCUGACCAGCCGGUGCUGCAGGGCCUGACAUUUACUCUGAAUCCUGGGGAGGUGACGGCCCUGGUGGGACCCAAUGGCUCUGGGAAGAGCACCGUGGCUGCCCUGCUGCAGAAUCUGUACCAGCCCACGGAGGGCCAGGUGCUGCUGGAUGGAAGGCCUGUCUCAGAAUACGAGCAUCGCUACCUGCACAGACAGGUGUCUGUGGUCGGUCAGGAGCCCGUGCUGUUCUCGGGCUCUGUGAGAGACAACAUCACCUACGGGUUGCAGAGCUGUGAGGACGCGGAGGUGGUGGCUGCUGCCCAGGAGGCCCUAGCGUAUGGCUUCAUAGAGGAGCUGCCGGACGGGAUACACACGGAUGUGGGUGAGAGAGGGAGCCAGCUGGCCGUGGGACAGAAACAGCGUCUGGCCAUCGCCCGGGCCCUCGUGCGGGACCCACGCAUCCUCAUCCUGGAUGAGGCCACCAGUGCCCUGGACGUCCACUGCGAGCAGGCUCUGCAGGCCUGGAAAUCCCGCGGGGACCGGACGGUGCUGGUGAUCGCACACAGGGACGGCGCGGUUCAGAACGUGAACUGGAAACUGGAGCUCAGGAACGGGGAGCUUGUGAACCGCGUCCAGCUCAGGGAGGGCUAGGACUUCAGUGCUUACCCGGUGCGACGACGCGGCGACCUCCGCACAGUGGGCUGCUCAGUGCUGUCUCCAGAAUGCCGACCCGAGUGCCUCAUGCUCUGAGUUUUUCCACGCCUGUGCCCCUGGGUGGUUUUUCCACGAGCUGGAGGUGUGGUGGGGAUUUGGACCACGGUUGCUUUUGAUGUGCUGAGCUGUGUAGGAAUGAGGGGAGGGGCAGAGCCUUUGGGUGGGUUGAGGGCCAUCUGAGCGUAUGAAUCGCAUCUCUUCGGUGGGGAAGAGCUCUGUCUGGUACUGAGUAGUGCUGUGGUAUAGUAAAUCCAUGCAGAAGGCUUUACUUUAUUGUAUAUGUGCGUAUCCGUAUAUGUGUUUGGGAAAUGCAGAAAAGCUCAAAGAUGAAAACUACCCACUGUUGCACUUCCCAGAGGUAACCAGUUUUACUGUUUUGCUGGCUGUCUUUGAGAUAUUGUUAACCAACAUGACAUAAAUAACAUUGCCUUUCUGUGUCCUCCCUUCCCACCGCUGCCUAGUAUUUUGGGGGAAGCUAGGGUAUGGCUGGACAGCACACAGUUCCCUAGUUAACAGGGUUAAUGGUAGCAUAUCUGCCAUUUACGGAGUUUAAAUUCGAAUGGGAACUAUGCUAAGUGUUUUUUGUACGUAAUCAUUUUUAAUACUGAUACUCUAUCCUGUGAAGUUGGUUAUUCAUUGCUCCCAAUUUACAGAUGAGGAAUCAAAGAAUCAAAAUUAUGUGAGCGUCCCAGGGUUCCACAGAGGCAGACGCGGUGUUUGGAUCUAGACUCAACUCUGAGCCCACACUGAAUAAAUUACUGUCUGUCGCA
Fukomys damarensis (Damara mole-rat) is the source of this 2417-nucleotide messenger RNA. It is a transcript of the gene Tap2, whose product is annotated as transporter 2, ATP binding cassette subfamily B member. Gene Ontology annotation, biological process: antigen processing and presentation of endogenous peptide antigen via MHC class I; transmembrane transport. Bases 13 to 1584 code for a protein of 523 amino acids. Gene Ontology annotation, molecular function: MHC protein binding; ABC-type oligopeptide transporter activity; ATP hydrolysis activity. The transcript has 11 exons. NCBI's taxonomy places the organism in Eukaryota, Metazoa, Chordata, Mammalia, Rodentia, Bathyergidae. Gene Ontology annotation, cellular component: endoplasmic reticulum membrane; TAP complex. The record is from RefSeq and is a predicted model, not a curated record.